This is a messenger RNA of Aspergillus heteromorphus CBS 117.55, 1953 nucleotides long. Its product is annotated as acyl--CoA ligase. Gene Ontology annotation, molecular function: CoA-ligase activity. The record is from RefSeq and is a predicted model, not a curated record. Lineage: Eukaryota; Fungi; Ascomycota; Eurotiomycetes; Eurotiales; Aspergillaceae. Bases 68 to 1816 code for a protein of 582 amino acids. The transcript has 6 exons.
CUCCUUUUCCCUCCUCUUUUCUUUCACGCCAUAUCACUACGGACCACCCGACCGUGCCGGUUGAAACAUGGUCUUCCACCCCCCCAAAGAUUCAGGCGUCCUGCCGCCCAUCCCGGACAAUAUUCCAAUCAGUGAGUUCAUGCUCACGGACCUUUACGGACGCACGCCCCUCGGUUACUCAAGAGACCCCUUUACCUGCGGCAUCACCGGCAAAAGCUUCUCGGCGUUGGAGGUCGUGGAUCGCGUCGACCAUCUGGCUCGCGGCUUGGCCAAGGAAUUCAACUGGGCCCCCAACACCGGCACCGAAUGGGACAAGACAGCAGCCUUGUUCAGCUUGAACACGCUGGAUACCCUGACUCUAUCAUGGGCCGUACAUCAGUUGGGAGGCGUGGUGACACCAGCGAAUGCGGCUUACUCGGCAGCGGAGCUGAAGCACCAGCUGCUUGAUUCCAAGGCCCAGGUCCUCUUCACCUGUCUCCCCCUCCUGCAAACUGCGCUCGAGGGUGCCGCCCUCGCAGGCUUUCCCAAGCAUCGCAUAUACCUCUUGGAACUCCCGCCGCCGCUCACGGCCGGCAUCCAGGCCCCCGCCCAAUACAAGACCGUCUCGCAGUUUAUCGAACAGGGCAAGUCGCUCCCGAGGCUCGAGAGGCUGAAGUGGACCGCCGGGGAGGGCGCUCGUCGGACGGCGUUCCUCUGUUAUUCCAGUGGGACGUCUGGGUUGCCUAAAGGGGUGAUGAUCUCACACCGCAACGUAAUUGCCAACGUCCUGCAGAUCUCGGCGUUUGAGAGCUCGUGGCGCGACACGAUCAAGGCCCCCGGGACACAGUCCAAUCACACGGAGAUUUCGCUGUGCCUGCUGCCUCAAAGCCAUAUCUAUUCCCUCGUGGUCAUUUGCCAUGCGGGCCCCUUCAGAGGCGACCAGACGAUCGUCCUGCCCAAGUUCGAUUUAAAGUCAUACUUGGCUUCAAUUCAAAACUUUAAGAUCUCGGGAUUGUUUCUGGUUCCUCCGAUCAUUAUUAGCAUGCUUCGGAACCACAAUAUUUGCUCCCAGUACGAUCUGAGUUCGAUCACCACGCUUUUUACCGGCGCCGCACCCCUGGGUAUGGAAACCGCGGCGGACUUCCAGAAACUCUAUCCGAACGUGCUCGUGCGACAAGGAUACGGCCUGACUGAGACAUCAACCGUCGUGUGUUCCACCCACCCUACUGACAUCUACCUUGGUUCGUCCGGCUGCCUUAUUCCUGGGGUUCAAGCGCGCAUUGUGACCCCCGAGGGAGAAGAGAUCACAACCUAUGAUACUCCCGGUGAACUGGUGGUCUACAGCCCAAGUGUUGUUUUGGGCUAUCUCAGGAACGAGAAGGCCGACAAGGAGACGUUUGAAAACGGGUGGAUGCGCACCGGUGACGAGGCCGUCGUCCGGCUGGGACCGAAGAAGACGGAGCAUUUCUUCAUCGUUGAUCGCAUCAAGGAACUGAUCAAGGUCAAGGGACUGCAAGUCGCCCCAGCAGAGCUGGAAGCUCACCUUCUCACCCACCCGGCUGUCGCCGACUGCGCCGUCAUCGCCAUCCCCGACGACGCGGCCGGGGAGAUCCCCAAGGCCAUCGUGGUCAAGUCGGCCUCUGCUAGUGGCAGCGACGAGGAGAUCACCCAGUCGAUCAAGAAGCAUGUCGAGGAUCACAAGGCUCGGCACAAGUGGCUGAAGGGCAGUGUCCGGUUCAUCGAUGCUGUCCCCAAGAGCCCGAGCGGCAAGAUUUUGCGCCGACUCCUCCGCGACCAGGAGAAGGAAGCAAAGAGGCAGGCUGGCCCCCGGCUGUAAUGUCAUGAUGAUUCACGAAGUAUCCGUCUAGAGGGGUCUGGACCCCAUGCAAGAUUUUCUGCUUUCAAUGUAUGCUUCGGAUGUAACCAUUGUGUACCCUUUAUAUUUCCUAGAUAGUACCCCACGUAUCAGAUUCC